Ostreococcus lucimarinus CCE9901 is the source of this 1356-nucleotide messenger RNA. RefSeq lists its product with no specific name. Gene Ontology annotation, cellular component: nucleolus; nucleus. Lineage: Eukaryota; Viridiplantae; Chlorophyta; Mamiellophyceae; Mamiellales; Bathycoccaceae. The record is from RefSeq and is a predicted model, not a curated record. The coding region runs from base 1 to 1356 and encodes 451 amino acids. The transcript has a single exon.
AUGGAGGGGGAGGAGUACGCGGGACGAAGCGCGUCGAGGCGGGACUUCGCGCGGGACGAACCGGAGGCGGCGCGCGAGACGGAUGAGGACGAGAGCGACGACGACGACGGGGACGACGGGGACGACGACGAGGAAAGUGCGGAGGAGGAUGGGGACGCGAGCGAUGAGGAUCCGUACGCGGAUGAGGACGACGACGCGUACGAAGGGUACGACGAAGACGCCGCGGCGACGGGAUCCGGACGAAGGAACGGCGGCGACGAGGACGACGAGGACGAGGACGACGAGGAUCAGAGCGAUGAGUUCGACGCGCAGGGCGCGCGGGCGAGAGAUUUGUUGGGCGCCGCCACGGAAGGCGACGCAGAUCUCGCUCGAGAGCUUCAAGCGUUUCGCGAGGAGGAGGAACAAACGAAGAAGCUCGUCGACACCAAGGCGCAGCACGUCUCGAAAGGUAAGGCGGUUCGCGCGCAACGAACGGUUUGGGAGCGUGCGCUACACGCGAGAAUUCGUUUGCAGAAAGUCAUGACCGGAGCCGCCAAGUUACCGACGGCGUUGGCGUGCCGAGGACUGAAACGCGCGUCGCCCGAGACGCGCGAAUCGUUCGAGACGUUAUCCAAAGUCGCACGGAAGACCAUGCGAACGCUCUCUGCGCUUCAAACUGCGUUGAUGGCGAACAUAGCCGACAUAGCCUCGACCUCAAAUCUCGGCGCGGACGCUACGGUGAUUGGUGUGGACGACGACUUGGACGACGCGUGGACGAAGCACGACGCCGGAUACAGAGCGUUCGCAAACUACCGCGACUCGACGUGCGAUCGAUGGUACAGAAAAUCCGCCGUCUCCGUGGGUAAAGCGGUCGGCGGAGGCGCGGGCGGCGGUCUGAAGGCGUUCAACCAGUCCAUCUCUCAGCAAGUAUCGUCCACCAUGCGCGCGCCCGCGCGUUUGAUUGAAAAGUCGCAGCCGCCGAAGCGCAGCGCGCCGAUUCGCGUCGGUGAGCGACGCGCCGCCGUGCGGAGCGAAGAAGCCGACGAUGACGACGAGAACAAAGCCGAAACCGUCAACGUCGAUGGCUUGGACGAAGGUGAGGCUCGCGAGUCGGAGCUUUACGACGACGUCGACUUUUACGAGCAACUCCUCAAAGAGUUCCUCGAGAGCGGCAACGACGCCGGCGUCGCCGGUGGACCUUCCGUCGUCUCCAAACAAAUCAAACGUCGCAAAAACGUCGAUCGCAAGGCGAGCAAGGGUCGAAAGAUUCGUUAUCACGUCCAGGAACCGCUCGUGAACUUUACGCAGGCAAACGACGUGGAAAUUCCGGCGUGGGCAGAGCGCGUGUUUUCGCAACUCUUCGCCUCCAGCGCGUGA